Molecule: messenger RNA, 1367 nt
Organism: Anopheles stephensi (Asian malaria mosquito)
Lineage: Eukaryota; Metazoa; Arthropoda; Insecta; Diptera; Culicidae
Product: lipase 3-like
Exons: 2
Coding region: 3-1187 (394 amino acids)
Molecular function (GO): hydrolase activity, acting on ester bonds
Source: RefSeq, a predicted model, not a curated record
CCAUGGCUGGAAGCGCACCGGUGAUUGUGAUUCUGACACUGACAAUAUUCAUUGCCCAAGUGUCAUGCGCUAAAACACCGGCUGAUAUAUUGCGUCACUCAGUCACACGGCACGGAUAUCCGGUAGAGCUUCACAAAGUCACCACUCAGGAUGGGUACAUCCUAACCCUGGUGCGCAUUCCAGGCAAGCCCGGUAAAGCACCUGUACUCAUACUUCAUGGGUUGCUCAGCUCCUCAGUAGACUGGACCGUCCAGGGACAGGACAAGUCAAUCUCGUUCAUUGCCGCGGACGAAGGCUACGACGUUUGGUUGGGUAAUGUGCGUGGCAACACCUUCUCCAAGGAGCACACAGCGUUAAGCAGCAAGGAUCGUGAAUAUUGGCAGUUUAGCUUCCACGAAAUCGGACUGUACGAUCUACCCGCCAUGGUCGACUACAUCCGGAGCAACACCUCUUCCGACGCGAUACACUACGUCGGACAUUCGCAAGGUGGCACAGCGUUCCUGGUGAUGGCAAGCAUGCGUCCAGCGUACAACCGGAAGUUUGCCAGCGUCCAGCUAUUAGCUCCGGCCGCUUACAUACACCACGCAACAUCACCGGCCGUUGAUUUCGCUACCCGUAUCGAUGAGCUGGAAAUGUUUGCAAAGCUGACGCGAAGCUACGAGCUUGGUGGACGUGGUCCCGGCUCUUCGAUGGAUCUUGUGUACGCCGGUCACAAGACGGGCCUGGUUCCGACUGAUCUAAUUCUCACCAACAUCUGGUACUUUGUGGGUGCUCACGAUUCUAUCAAUCGUACGGUUUUGGGCGAAAUUCUUGCCAACACACCGGCCGGAUGCUCCGUCUAUCAGUUGCUACACUUCGGACAAAACUAUUUGGCCAAAUCGUUCCAAAUGUAUGAUUACGGUGCGAUCGGUAACGUACAGCGCUAUGGAACGAAAAUUCCACCAGAAUAUCCGCUCCACAAUGUGACUGCGCCGAUCAUGCUGUACUACAGCGUAGGGGAUAACUUUGUGCCGGCAGAGGACGUGGAAGAGUUGGCCGACCGGCUGCCGAACGUGGUGCAUAAGCAUCGGAUUGGAUUGCGCAAGUGGAACCACAUCGAUUAUCUGUUCGACGUAAGCGCCCACCGGCUUUAUCGAAUGAUUGUGGCUUCGCUGACAAAUCAAACGGCGGAGGAGAAUGAGCAAUAAAGGGGCGAUGAGUUUUGGGGGAGAUUGUUCUUACAAAAUUAAUUAAAACAAAGUUACGAAAACAGUAUUAAAACUCAUCUUUUAUAAUUUUUCUAUUUUGCAAACUUAUUCGCCCGGUUGCACAAUGCAUCUCAAUCUGAGCGUGUAAUUUUAAUUACGAAAUUUAUAAUAAUUAUACUC